Molecule: messenger RNA, 5594 nt
Organism: Triplophysa dalaica
Lineage: Eukaryota; Metazoa; Chordata; Actinopteri; Cypriniformes; Nemacheilidae
Product: proline-rich protein 7
Exons: 3
Coding region: 1070-1795 (241 amino acids)
Source: RefSeq, a predicted model, not a curated record
AUAUGUUCUUGAGCAUGAUUUAUUUCCUGUAUUCAAACUAUUUCGAUCAUAUUGUAUGUAAAUGUUCAUGUAAAUGACCUGUUUUUAUCCCUUCAAUGUUACUGACAAGUUUCUUACACAAUGAUGUGCAGAAGUUUGACCGAGCAAACGCAACCGCGUCAUAACCGCGACCACACCAGACAAAAAACCCUAUUCAGACUAAACCGUGAUACGGCCACAGCUUUGAGGUCCAGACUGUUAGAAAGGAGGAGCGAAAUUUGACGCGCGUGUAUUUGUUGAACCGUUAUCCUCAAUGUGAAGCAGCGAGCGCUCGUGACAGCAGCGCGCCGCGCGCGGACUGCCAGUGUGGGCGUUUCAUGACGCGCGUGAAUUACAGGUAUCUAUUAAACCGUCGCGCGCGUCACGAACACGCCAAACGCGUUCUGUUUAUUCAGGUAAACACUAGUGAACACUAUUGAGCUCUGGCGAGGUCUGUCUUAUACAACCAGCGCAACUUUAUCACGUCCAGACCAUUAUAACGUGUCACGGGUCUGAACAUCAACUCAUCGUGACUGGAUGAUGCACAUCACCGUGACUGCCGACAUCCUCCGGAGAUCUAAAGAGUCCUGAUCUGCUCAGCGGAGGAUCGCAACACAGGAGGGACCGGGACGCUGCGAGAAGUUAGCGUUCCCUCAUUGCACCAGCUGUCGGGAAAGAGCACCUGCGGUUAUUCAGUUCCCCUAGUGGAUCUCUGCAAAGUUCCUACUUGCGUUUGCGCUUUCAUGACAUCUUGAAAUUUCCUGGAAUGCUUUGACAGCACUGUUGUUCUGAGUAAAGUCAGGUCACCUGUCUUUGACCUCCGGCCCGUGGGAACCUUUAGGUUGGUUAGCUUGGAAGAAAUGAACUCGACCAACUUCUGGAUAAACGCUUCAUGCUGUUAAACGACAGGAUUGACACAAAGACGAUGUAGAAAUAUGAGCUGAAUUGAGACUCGUUGAGUGAACUUUCCAACAGCGACGUGACCAGCGAUAAGACUUUGAAUCUUUUCCACUGGAUCCUGGAGGGCCCAAACUUCACCGAGGUGUUCAUCAUGGUGAUGUCGCAGGGCACCUAUACGUUUUUGGCGUGCUUUGCCGGCUUCUGGCUGAUCUGGGCUCUCAUUGUAAUGCUCUGCUGCUUUUGCAGCUUCGCCCAGCGCAAACUGAAGCGCCAUCGUGAAGAGAGAUUAAGAGAACAGUGUCUGCGGGCUCUGGAGAUGGAGCCUUUGGACUGCGGUGGAGGGGGGUAUCCUCCGAGAGAACAGCCUCAGUUCUGCCCGCCGCUUCAGGUGAUGUCCCCACAGGUGCCUGUGACUCACACCCUCCCUCAAGGAAACUGGAACACCCCGGAAGCAGAAACGGAUGUCUUCGGUAAACCGCCUUGCUACGAAGAAGCCGUACUGAUGGAGGACCCACCUCCCCCUUACAGUGAAGUUCUGGCUGGAACUUACACCAAACCAACAACCCGCUCCUCCAGGGUACACCAGGAGCCCGAGACCAGCAAGCUGGCUCCCAUGACUGUGUUUCCCCAUCAUGGCUACUCCUCCCUCAUACGCCUGCCCUCCACCAGACGAUGGGACUCGCUCGGACACCUCCUGUCCACCAUGGACCUCAACCACAACAACAUGCCAGUAGAGCCUCAAGCAUCUGCUAUUGCCACGAUGCCCCGCGAGAGCCGGACUCACACAGACUUGGGCUUGCGGGACCUCCGAGGUUUGGAUCAACAUUACGGUUUGCCCACGGCCUUUCCACUUUUGGGCCGAAGCACCGCGGUUUGAGACCCUGCCUGUGUCACGAAACAGACCUUGCCGUACAAGUUUUUGAAUGUUUUGGGAUGUGGGAUGAGAGGAUGAUUCAGUUCUACAUUGUAUUUGAGAAAGAGAGAGGUUUUGAUCCAUCAUGCUCUCAUUUUUAACUCGUCCUCUCUGUGGCAUCACUGCCUGAUGCAGAGUACUAGCUAUUAUGUGAACGCUGUUGCCAUGGCUCCCGGGAGUCGUCUGCAGCCCACCAACGCCUUGCCGCUCACAUCCUCUCAAGCGCACUUCUCAUCUGUGGCUCACCGAUAUAACACAAAUGACAUUUCAAACCCUGCUGUUGUAAACUGGGGAUAACAUAGAGCAUAACGAAAUAACAGCGGUCGAACUGUAGCUGCCCAAUGCUGCAUCGUUUUAUAAACUGUGAAACAACAUGAAAACAAACUUUCAAUGUAUAUGUUUUAAAACCUGAAUAUUGUGUGAAACGAACUCUUUUUCCAGACGGAUUUUAGACUUUCGGCAAGCUGAAGCUUACCAUUACAGACUGCAGAUCCUUCCGAGCUGACCGUUCACAUUUAGUGUCUUUUGUGUGCGCAAGUUCGUUUCUUGAAACGUAGAAGCGCGGCAAGCGUUGCAAAGAUUACAACUUUUCAGAAUGACGCAGGUCAUGUGACAAGAACCAACCAAUCAGCUUCACCUCACUAAAGAUGAGGAACAGACAACAUAAUCUAGUAGCAGAGUUAUUGCAAUGGAUUUUCGGUGCUCAGCAUCCUUUUAUACUUUGCCAGAACCUUCUCGUCUUCACGGCGAGCACGGCUCAUGGUUGCCUAGCAACGGCAGGAAAAAAACAAAUAUUUUUUGGCAAAAACAUUUUACACACGUAUUUAGAUGUGAAAUGGGAACAGGCCCUAAUGAAAAUAUACAUGUGCGUAGUCCUCAAAUGAGGAGAACGUCCUGUAGAGGGGUUUCACGACGCGUCAUCACCCGGAAGUCUGUCAUACUGGCGGUACUGAACGUAAACAAUAACCGAACGGAGCUUGUGAGUUUCGAUGAUAAUUGCUGUUGAAAAUGGUCCAUCAUUGUCGUGCUUUGGGGUGUACUAAUCGCUCAGACCGGGAAAAACAUCCGGAGUUCUACCUACACAUAGGCAGGCUACCCCCUAUUAACUUUAGUUUGUCAAAAAUAUCGCCUCCUUUCCUGCUUACCAAGUCCUUCUCUAUAUGAUUAUUAGCUUCCAUGCGGGGUUUAAACAUCUUAAAUUAGUAGAACAACGCCUUUUGUUGUAUAUUAACCUUGCAAUCCAUGCUGUUGUUCAGAUCCGAGUAUCUCCAAUAUGGCCGCACAUCCGGUUAACUGACCAAACCGUGACGUAGGUGCAAACCCUCUAUUUCAAUUCAUGAGUCCAAUUUGGGUACACAGAGAGAAAGGGCCGUUUACUAUUAUAUUUUUACUCUUUCUGAGUCACUGUAUGAAUAACAAUUAUUGUUGAAUGAAAGGGCCUUAGUUAUGAUGACCAAUGAAUGGGUAUUGAGAAUGUCAAAACAUUUUCAUACUUCACAGAGUUGUCCACUUUACUUCCCGCUUGUGUCGCGGCUGUAACAUUCAGGACUUCCUCUUUGAGCAAAGCCAGCCUGCCUGUUAUUUCUCAUCAGUGUGGUUAUUGCUGCAUUGUGAAAAGCUUUUAGGUUUUUCUUUUAUUGCCAUCAUUUGCCAUUAUGUUUUCUGUGCCCUUAAACAACUCUACCUCAAUCCAUCUAAUGACUGCCUUUGUCGUUUCCCCGGCGCGUAACGCUGCUUUCAUGCGUGUGCUUGAUGCUCUCGGGUGUCUUUUGAUUGAAACAGGAUCCAUUUUAGAAAUGUGGAAAAGCAAUUAGUGGCCUAUGUAGAUGCGCAUUUGUGCAUCUUGAUUUUAAUGUCAUGGUGAUGUCAUUGGUUUAUGGCGGACGUGAAAUGCGUACUUGUGGAGAUCACAUAAAAAAAGCAUAACGGAAUCCCGUAACUCAAUAGCAUUGAAUUCACUUAUUCUGAAGUUGCACAAUUGCUUAUUCUUUAUUGAAAUCCAAAUGAAUAGAAGUUAAUGAUAAUAAAUAAGAACAGGCGUAUUUAUUUCCUUUUGUUUGGAUUUCAAUGCAUUAAGUAUUGGAAAAUAUGACCAUGUUAUAUUAUAAGUGGGCUAGAACGUCCUGCGGGCAACUGUCAAUCAGUUCAGGUGAAACAUUUAGGGUUUGUCACUGGCUGAAUACAUAACUGCAAAGACAAUCAACAAAAUAGUGCGUUUGUUUUUGCACAUUUAUUGCAUUUAAAAUUGUUCCCAUGGCUCUCGAAAUCUGUCUAUGGCCCAAAAGUAUGUCGAGUUUAAUGGAGUUUUGUUUAUAACGUGAUUGUUUUCCAAUCUGUUUUCAUUUACUCCGUUACAUCACAACAAGGCACAUCUCCUCCAGCAAUGUGUUGCUAAGCGACCGCAGCCGAUCGUGUGAAUGUGUUAACACAGAUGAAGUGAACAGUACCAUCGCUGCACCGGGUACUCAGAAUUCUCACGGUGAGACGUGAAUUAGCAUUUAUGAGACGUAUUGCAUAACAUGGGUGUCCUGAGGGAAACAGCGACGAUUUCCAUAAAAGGCAUUUGGGUAGAGUUUGGUGUCUUCUUUUAAAGCAUAAUGUUUUGAGCACAUUGAAUACAUAUAUUUGCCCUUAACUGUUAUCAACUAUUUGAAACGUGGUCAAACAAAAUUAUUUUGACAAUCUGAACGUCACUUUACUGUAGUAAAGGAAACAUUGAUUUACAAAACUGUAAUGUGAAGCUGUUUCCCACAUCACAGUGACUGGAGUCCAAGGUCAUUUUUUUUUAUGGGUUUCAUUUUCAACCACCACACUUUCCAGCACUGUACCCGAUUGGGCACUUUCUUAAUUUAAUUUUGUACAUUCAGGCUGUUUUUAAGUUCGUUUACUGCUGAAAAGGAAAUGUAAGGCUUGGGAGGAUUGCAAAAAACCUCAUAUAAAAUGUCUGAACACUUACAGAGUUCCUAUAAGAAUGUAAAGCAAGCCCAGAGAGCACAGAUACGUAUGUAAGAUGUCUGCUUAUAAAAACGCUCACUUCUGGUCCUUGAUUCUGAUUGGCUGAGCGGAGUUCUAAACCGUUAUAAAAUAAACUGAAAUAUAACAGCUGACCUACCAGAUAGCCUAAAUAUCCUUUUAUUAACUUUAUUUGAUUAAAUCUUGCUUAGCAUAUGGAAUAACCGUUUUAUAAAAGCAAUAAGAAAAACAUCUAAUAAACAUCUUAAUGACAUCUGACAGGAAAGGUCUUAGAGACGAAAUGUAGAUGAGCAAACAAUAAAAACUCUUUCAGAUGUACAUGCAAACAUCAAAUAGACGUCUCCAAGAAGUAUGUGUGCUCUCUGAGCGUCUUUCACAGAACAUAUGUUGAGAAAGAAGAGUUCAACUUAGCGACAAGCACUUUGUCAUCUAUUUGUUGAAAGUGCCAUCAUUAUGAGACCUAAUCUGUUUUGAGUUUUGUCUUUUUCGUUGUUUUGAUAUAGAGCACAACUGCCUCUAUUUAUUCUUCAUUUGGUUUCGAUUGACUUUCUAGAAAUCAUAUUUUCUGUGAAUGGCAAACUGUGAAAGUGUACCAUCAUGCAAUGUUCACGUAGCAUGCGACGUGUGCUUGUGUGAAGACACACAACAACCGGAGCUGCGUAUCACUUCAUAGCUGCUAUGUAUCUCCAUACAAGUGAGGAGUUUUGGUUUGUUUACACAAAAUACACAAUACACAUAUUGAGGCAGUGAGUGACAAUGAGCUCUUAAUAAUAAAACUCUUACGACGGCA